AAACAUGUAACAGCACUUCGUACAAAUAUAUUAUCGAAGAGUCUGGGAAAUGUUAUUUGUCGACAAUUGCGUCCAUAUAGCGUUGUAAUUUUCUCACGUUUAAUUUUGACAGGUUUCUUUUCUAGGUUUCCAAUUCUUCAAAAAGAAUAUUAUUCCAUCGGAGGGAAUAUUAUAUCACCUGAAUUGUUUCGAGAAUUGCUUGAUUAGUCAUUCUAUGGUUGAUAUUUUGCUGAUAGUUUUAACGUAAAGAUGUCCCAUACAAUACUGCUAGUACAGCCGGGCGUCAGACCUGAAACAAGAACAUAUUCUGAUUAUGAAAGCAUCAAUGAAUGUAUGGAAGGUGUCUGUAAAAUUUAUGAAGAGCACUUGAAAAGACGAAAUCCGAAUACUCCAACCAUUACUUAUGACAUUAGUCAGCUAUUCGACUUCGUUGAUCAAUUAACGGAUUUGUCUUGUCUUGUAUAUCAAAAAUCAACCAAUACCUAUGCUCCCUAUAAUAAGGAUUGGAUCAAAGAAAAGAUAUAUGUAUUAUUGCGUAGAGCUGCAGGACAUGGCGAAUAAAUGAUAUAUAAGAUGCAUAUAUACGUGUGUGUUCUACAUAAGAUAAUUUUAAGCACAUCUAUAUUAUUUGUUGUAAUAAAUCUAUAAUUUACGAUAUCUUGAUGUAUGACAUAUUUUGAUGUAAUACUUACGUUAUAUAUUACCUUCCUUAUUACAUAUACAGUUUAAAUUGAAAUUAAUAUUCAUAUAAUUUUUUAUAUUUUAACCAUGUAUUCAAGUAUGAUGUGUCUAUAUAAAUUACUAUCUAUAAAAA
Monomorium pharaonis (pharaoh ant) is the source of this 814-nucleotide messenger RNA. It is a transcript of the gene e(r), whose product is annotated as enhancer of rudimentary homolog. The record is from RefSeq and is a predicted model, not a curated record. Lineage: Eukaryota; Metazoa; Arthropoda; Insecta; Hymenoptera; Formicidae. Bases 250 to 561 code for a protein of 103 amino acids. The transcript is spliced from 3 exons.